Molecule: messenger RNA, 859 nt
Organism: Neurospora crassa OR74A
Lineage: Eukaryota; Fungi; Ascomycota; Sordariomycetes; Sordariales; Sordariaceae
Exons: 2
Coding region: 531-803 (90 amino acids)
Source: RefSeq, a predicted model, not a curated record
GUGAAGCCGUGUUUUACUCCGGUUGUUGCCUCCAGAUAGGCAGGCUACGAGGUCAUUUAUGUCAGGUUCGUAUCACAAGGACACUUUCCAAACGCUGAAAUACUGCUGUUGUCGGUCCAAAAAAGAAGGCACAUGUGUCGACCAUCCAGGGUCCCGACUGACCCGAGCCCCGAACCAUCCUGCCACCCAUCGCUCGGCACACUCGGCGCACUCGGCGUACUCCCAGUGGCCAUUGACGGACAUGGAAAAUCCUACCCACGUAUUCAGCCUACACAAUGGGCUUUUGUGUGGUUUGCCCUAGUUUAGUCACUCAUACGCAAUGCUGACUGGGGUUCGGACUGCGAGGGUGUCUAGAGAGGCCCAGUUCACUGCCAACCGCCAUGUGAUCCGAUCGGAAAAAAAAUGACCGUCGCCGUCGGUGAUCACCGGUCUCAAGUGGUAAGGAGUGGUGCAAGGAUGACUCCAAAUUCGCGCCAGGACGAGAUGAAACCAGCGAUUGAAUUCGACCGUCUUCAGUGAGGGCGUCGAGCAUGCAAGUUCAUUCACCCGCAGGCCACCCACCCGCUUCAAACUUGGACCUACUGCUUAGCGCAAAAAUCAUCUUCUUGCCCGUGACGGUUUUGGAGUUGGGGAGACGGGAAGCACCGGCGGUUUUGCGACUCCAACGCCGAUGCUAUACAGAUUCACCGAAGGCUCCGCGAAUGACCUCAGUUACGCAUGGCCCGUGCACCCUGUUAUGCACUCUCUCAAGUUAUGCCUGCUGGUGGCAUGACGAAGACUCCCACACACAGAUCGACGGCUAGUCUUUGCAUCACCUUCCGAGUCGGAACUCGAGGCUUUUGUCAGUUUUUCUUUUCAA